UGCGCCACCGGCAGAGGGAGCGCGAGGCCGUCGUGUUGUGCAAAACGGAGGAAACAGCUGUUUUUGAUCUGCUCGGUGGGCAGUGAGCUGGGCUGAAGGUUGGGUGCUCUCCCCCCGACCUGGGCUUUGAACUGCCAACCUUUCUAGAUGAACAUCUAUCCAACCAUGCAGCGGGAGCAAAGCCCACCGGUUUCCCUUAUUGACAGAACCAUUAAGAUGCGGAAAGAGACGGAGGAGAGGCGGGUGGUCUUGGCCUGGGGGCUCCUCAACCUCUCAGUCGCUGGCAUGAUUUACACCGAAAUGUCUGGAAAACUAAUCAGUUCAUAUUACAACAUUUCAUGCUGGCCGCUCUGGUAUAUUGAGCUGGCCUUUGCCUCCCUGUUCAGCCUCAAUGCCUUAUUUGAUUUCUGGCGAUACUUCAAGUACACCGUGGCCCCCACCAGCUUGGUGAUAAGUCCUGGGCAGCAGACCCUCCUGGGUUUACGAAAUGCAGUGGUGCAGACCACUCCGCCGCACCAGCUGACGCCCAAGAAGGCCCCGCCGUCCCCGCCGUCGCCUGCUGUCCAGGGGCAGAGUGUCCUGAGCUACAGCCCUUCCCGCUCCCCCAGCGCCAGCCCCAAGUUUGCCACCAGCUGCAUGCCUGGAUACAGCCCACAGCUCCAGGGCCUGUCCGGAGGCAGUACUAACUACGUCAACGCUCUGACUUACUCCCCAGGAAGCAGUUACGGCAAGGCCGUGCCUUUCAGCCCCUCGCCGGGCACUCCUCCCUCUUUCCCCACCAGCAUUGGGCCAAUGGACACCAGUGGGACCAGAUCGCGAUACCGCUCUUCGCCCACCGUCUACAGUUCCCCGGCCGGCAAGGAAGACUACAUGACGGACCUCAAGUCCCUGGACAGCUUCCUUCGGAGCGAGGAAGAGAAGCAGCACAGGGUGCAGCUGGGGAGCUCCGACUCCAGUUCCCCGUCCAGCAGCCCGAGCUUUUGGAGCUACAGCCGCUCCAUGGCCGACUGCGCGCAGAUGCUGCGGAAGUUCCAGUACCAGCCGGCCUGCCGCUCCCAGGCCCCUUCGGCCCACAAGGACGAGGCCGACCUCAGCUCCAAGCAGGCGGCAGAAGAGGUUUGGGCUCGAGUCUCCAUGAGCCGGCAGCUGCUUGACCACAUGGACACCUGGACGGCCAAAUUCCGCAACUGGAUUAAUGAGACAAUUUUAGUGCCUCUUGUGCAAGAGAUUGAGUCUGUGAGCACCCAGCUGCGAAGGAUGGGAUGCCCAGAGCUGCAGAUUGGAGAUGCCAGCAUCAGCAGCCUGAAGCAAGCCGCUCUGGUGAAAGCCCCUCUGAUCCCGACCUUGAAUACCAUCGUCCAGUAUCUGGACCUUACUCCCAACCAGGAAUAUUUGGUGGAAAGGAUCAAAGAGCUCUCUCAAGGCGGGUGCAUGAGUUCCUUCAGGUGGAAUCGAGGCGGAGACUUCAAAGCCCGCAAAUGGGAUACCGAUUUGCCAACGGAUUCAGCCAUCCUUAUGCACGUCUUCUGCACAUACCUGGAUGCCCGGCUGCCUCCUCACCCGAAAUACCCCGAUGGCAAAACGUUCACCUCUCAGCACUUCAUUCAGACACCUGAUAAACCAGACGUUUCCAAUGAGAACUUGUUCUGCAUCUACCAGAGCAGCGUCAACCCUCCCCAUUACGAGCUUGUUUACCAGCAGCAAGUCUACAAUCUGCCCAAGGGGAGAAACAACUUGUUCCACACUUUGCUCAUGUUCCUGUACAUCAUAAAGACCAAGGAGUCUGGGAUGCUGGGGCGUGUCAAUCUCGGAUUAUCUGGUGUGAACGUCCUGUGGAUUUUUGGCGACUAGAAUAUUUGGAAGUCUCUACAGAAGAACUCCUGUUGGACAGAGGAAUACAAACAUCUCCAUUGGAAAAAAAAAGAUAAUUUGGCAGCACAUUCCAAUCUGCUGCUUUGUCAGCAUGAUUUGGGAAUACAGCAAGAGUUCUUCAAAACAAAUAACGAAAUGCUGUUCUUGAAUGAAUAGGAAAUACUUUUUAAAUAUAGAAGCGGAAGCAUCCCGGUUUGCAAACAUCACGAAGAUCAAGGCGGAAAAGAUCCAUUAUUUCUGGAUUUAAGAGAAUGAGAGCUUUGGAUAUGAAAACAGCUACUGGACAGAAAUGGCUUCUUGCAGACAAAUAAUAAACUUUAUUAUGGGGAGAAAUGGGGAGAAAGAGGCCUUGAAUGGAAAAUGUUUUGCCCAGAGAUGCAAAAAUGAUUAUUACUGAACUGGAUUUAGAGCAUCCAAGAGGAGUGUGAACUCACUGCUUUAUUAGAACAGAAGAAAGUGCAUCUUGCAAGGCCCUUGGGGAUGGAAUAAACCAGGAAUAUCCAGGUUUUCCUGGUCGGAAAGGUAUGUGCCUUACAUCAAGCGCACCAAAGCAGCUUGGUGUGUUUUUAUGUUUUUAUAAACUGACAGUACUCUAGUUCUGCGGGUGUCAUUUCCUCUGCAAACACCGGGAAUGAGACUCUCAUGAAGAAAAUAAAUGCCGUUAUUUUUAGAGGAAGGGCUGCAGCCGCUCAACAGCAGGUUGGUCAGAGAAAAGAACGGAGCACCAACAAUGUGCAAAUACAGACAUAAAACGGCAUGUUUUAAUAUAUUAGAGGAUAUUUCUCAAUUUUUGGCCUCAAUUUUUGCAGAAUUUUUUCAAAAUCCUUGGAAGAGGCUUCCCUUUUGUUCCAGGCUGCAUUGCAAAUGAUAAAAAAAAGUUUGACUCCGUGACCUGAGCAGGUUGGCUGCUCCUCACCCCAAAAAUUAUAUGAUAACAAGAGAUGAUGCUGCCCAUUGAGUUAAUACUAUUAAAUAGAAGCAGCUGUAGCUAUUUUAAUUUAAAAAAAAAAAGUUUGGUAUAAGACAUUUUUCUGGAUGGAUGUCCAUUUCUCUAGGUAACCAGCAGAAUGAGUAUAGUCCACCAGUAAGGUUUCCUGGUCAAACUUAUAGAAAUCUGGAAAGUGCAUCUUUUAUAUUAGGAUCGAAAUCUGGAUAUUGAGUUAUAUAUAUUGGAAUCAAAAUCUGGAUAUUGAGUCCUAUACAUUAGUAUUGAAAUCUGGAUAUCAAGCUCUAUAUAUUGGGAUCAAAAUCUGGAUAUCACGUCCUAUAUAUUGGGAUCAAAACCUGGAUAUCGAGUCCUAUAUAUUGAAAUCAAAAUCUGAAUAUCGAGUCCUAUAUAUUGGGAUUGAAAUCUGAAUAUCGAGUCCUAUAUAUUGGGAUCGAAAUCUGAAUAUCGAGUCCUCUAUAUAGGGAUCGAAAUCUGAAUAUCGAGUCCUAUAUAUUGGGAUCGAAAUCUGAAUAUUGAGUCCUAUAUAUUGGGAUCGAAAUCUGGAUAUUGAGUCCUAUAUAUUGGGAUCAAAAUCUGAAUAUUGAGUCCUAUAUAUUGGGAUCGAAAUCUGGAUAUUGAGUCCUAUAUAUUGGGAUCAAAAUCUGAAUAUUGAGUCCUAUAUAUUGGGAUCAGAAUCUGAAUAUUGAGUCCUAUAUAUUGAAAUCAAAAUCUGAAUAUUGAGUCCUAUAUAUAUUUGGAUUGAAAUCUGGAUAUCGAGUCCUAUAUAUUGGGAUCAAAAUCUGUACAUUGAGUCCUUUAUAUUAGGACAGAAAUCGGAAUAUUGAGUCCUAUAUAUUGGGAUCGAAAUCUGGAUAUUAAGUCCUGAAGUUUGCUUUUGUUGCUCAUUGUCCUUUCUAUCCCAUCAGUGUGAGAGUGGCCUUUCCAUCCAUGCUGUCCUUUUGUCAGGGAAAACAAGACCUUUGCUGAUAACUUGGUGCUGUCAUUAAAUUGAUUAUUUUUUGGUAAAA
Molecule: messenger RNA, 3828 nt
Organism: Anolis carolinensis (green anole)
Lineage: Eukaryota; Metazoa; Chordata; Lepidosauria; Squamata; Anolidae
Gene: tmem209
Product: transmembrane protein 209
Exons: 16
Coding region: 148-1851 (567 amino acids)
Cellular component (GO): membrane
Source: RefSeq, a predicted model, not a curated record